Molecule: messenger RNA, 3907 nt
Organism: Gopherus flavomarginatus (Mexican gopher tortoise)
Lineage: Eukaryota; Metazoa; Chordata; Testudines; Testudinidae
Exons: 5
Coding region: 78-2753 (891 amino acids)
Molecular function (GO): protein binding; calcium ion binding
Source: RefSeq, a predicted model, not a curated record
UCCCUGCCUGGCCCUUGCGAGCCGCCCAGCUCUAGGGAGGGUGGCCUUCUCAAGUGCAGCUCCGCGCCGUCUCUUAGAUGCGGCUGGAGAUGCUGCGGUGGGCUCGCUGCUGCUGCUGGCUGAGCGUUUGCCUCUCGCUGCUGUGUGGUGGCGGCGCUAGCGAUCCGGCCAGACAGCAGUGCCUGGGGCCCCGCUGCUCGGGCAGAGCCAGCCGCCCGUCCCGCUCCUUCCCUCACACCGCCACGCCCGCCCGCGGCAAACAGGAGCCGAGCGCCGCGCACACUGCCCCUCUCCCCGCCUUCCCCUCCAGGAGCGCCGCCGAGCCCAGCCCGGAGCUCCCUGCCCCGGCCGCUAGGGGCGCCGGGGAGAGCUGCCUGGGAGCGGACUGCGCCGCCCGGGCCCCCAACGGCACCAGCCGGGACUGCAAGGGCGUUGAAUGCAAACUGCCCCUGCGGCUCCGCCACAGGUCCCGGCCGGGCAGCGGGGCUCCGUGCGCCCAGCAGGGAGAGGCCUGCCCGGAGCCUGCCCUGCUCAGAGAGGCGGAGCGAGCCGCCCAGUUCCUCGCUGAAGACUUCGCCUACCCGGCCUCGGAGCUGGGCGUGCAGCUCACCUGCGACCUCAGCCCAGGAGAAAAUGAAGUUCCAUCUGAAGAUGCACUAGUAUUACAACUGCAGCUUGCAAAAGGCCAAGAUAAAUUUGUUGAAAUGUUAAAAAGCCAACAGAAGAUAAUUGUGGAUUUGCAACAAAAACUUGCUGAACAACAGAGCACGUUAGUUAGCCAGCAACGAGAAAUUCUUGAACAACAAAGAAAAAUGUAUGAGCAAAUGCAUCUGAUAAAAGUCCAGUAUGGCAUGCUUUUCGACACAGUGAAACAAAUGUCAUUUCAGAGUUUGCAUGAGGAUAUUCAACAUUAUUUUGAAACCCAGCUUCAAGGACUUCAGAAUCAGGUCAGAAGUCAUCUCCAGAAGUCAUACUCUGUACAGAAAGUAGAAGUUGAUGCAAAAGUGAUUGAUGUUAGGGAGUCUUUGCUGGACUGCGGCCUUUGUAAAAGUGAUGAAUUUUGCAAUUUCCAAAAGACACCAUCACAGUGUGAAAAAUGCACCUUGUGCCCUGCUGGUUUUUUCCAAAUGUCUGAAUGUUCUGCAAACGCUGAUCGGAUUUGCCAGGACAGAGACGAAUGCAUUGAAUCUCCCAGCAUUUGUGGUGAGAGAAUAAAAUGCCUGAAUACUCCAGGUGGCUUCCGAUGCCUUGGAAUUGCUGAAAAAGAUGCAGCCUUGGGACUGUGUGGAGAGGACUAUUUCUUUAAUAAAGAAAUGCAGGAAUGCCAGGCUUGUUCAGAGUGUGAGGAUGGAAUAGUAGCUUUCCCUUGCUCACCAGUCGCUGACACUGUUUGUUCAGGAGCCAGCGAGAACAAGCUUUCUGAAUCGUGGGCUGCAAACGUUAUUUUACCCUCAGCAAAGUCUGGCACUUCUCAGAUCUACUCUGGUUUAAACUUGAAGAUAAAGGGAAAGCUUCACUGUGAAGUUGUAACUGUUGAAGAUAACAGCCUGGUAUUCAGGCAACAUGGUUUGAUGUGGACUGACCUCAAUUUUGCUGUAAAGCACAACUGCAGAAACUUUCUCCAGCUGUCCUUGAAAUUAAAUGACACAGACGAAGGCUGUGAACUGAGUGGUGUUCGUAUCGAACAACCAGAAGGAAAAUAUUUUCAGAGCACCAGUUUAAGCAGCGCGGCAGAAGUGGAACCAAGCCAAACUCUCUCUCUCUUUCUGAAGAGUCCAAAUCAAUUCUGCAACCAAAGUAAAGACUUAAAUAUUUAUGACCUUAAUACUCCUCUCAGUUUGUUUUGGUUGUCCCAUGAUACAGGUGCAGUGGCUAUGAGUGCACAGAUGUCAACUGCAAUGCACUAUCAAACUAACUAUCAACCUACUUUUAAAGUUAUUUCCAUUUCUGACCCUUACAUGCUAAGUUUGUCUCACGAUGGCAGAGCUAUAAAGUUCACUGAAACAGGUGUUAUAAAAUUUGUUUUUCACCAAGCACUCUAUUCCAUGGGCCAUACAUGUGUUCGUGAAGGCUUUUCCUUGGUUUCUUAUAUCAAUAGGAAUGGUACUAACCAAGAAUUAAUGAACAUGUAUAAAUCUGGUGUAAAUUACAGAGACACAUCAAUAUCUGCUUCUGGGGCCACAAAAGUCAACAGUGGGGAUCUGCUUAGCUUUGAGAUCCUUUCUCCAGCUCAAUGUAACGUUCGAUAUUUUGGAGACAGCUCUGGAAUUAGUAUGCUUAGCCUCAUCUGGAUCCCAUCUGCAGUUUCCACUGCCAUCUCAGCCACAGUCUCUGUUACACGACUGCCUACAGGAGCUGUCAGAAACAAAUUACUGGAUUUCACCCAGGUCUCAGCCAGUGAGAAACAAAUACAGCUUGUUUCUUCUGGAGAACUUGCUCAGAAGUACUUCAGAUUUACUGAAAGGGGAGUUGCUAGCAUUGCUUUUAGUUUAAAGCUGAUCCACUCAUGUAAUGUACUUAAAGUGACUCUAAAUCAUUUGAUCAAUGAUCAGAUGCAACCCACAGCAAUUGGCCAGCAAAUUGGAGGUCAGAUGCCUGAGGGAAGUAUAUGGACCAGUGUGUCCCUCCGCUCUUCUUUCGAAGUGCAUAAUGGUACAUUGAUAUCCAUUUCUCUUGACUGUGUUCGUGGAAGAAUCAAUCAGAUCGCUCAUGAACAUAGCACCAGUAUAUCUAUUUUAUGGAUUUCAUCUUAGUUACUUUCGAGUGAAGUAAGCCCGAAUGGACAGUUUGCAAUGGGUUUUGAAUUUUGUCAUACUACAUAUGUUCAGAACCAUAGAUUGUGUGAACAUGUACAGAACAUUGCAUUAAAAUAUUCUUACCAUUUGGAACAUUUUAAAAAUAAUCUUUGGUUGGAUUAUCAUCUAAACAAAAGUAAUGGUUCUGCUUUUCCAAAGAGAUUGCUCUGUUAACAUCUUGGAUUGUAGUGUCAGGAGUCCAGCUCAGGCUCUGCUUCUUACAAAGCAUUCUCUUGAACUCAGAUUUUGCAGGACCUACAAAAUAUGAGGGAGUUCUGGGUGGAGGUCACAAUGUUAUUGGAGCUGGGGAGGUUGAGCUACAGCUACCCUUAUUUCUGCAGUGCUGCUGGUGGUGGCGGCAGCUUUGCCUUCAGAGCCGGGCACUUGGAGAGUGGUGGCUGCUGGCUGGGAUCCCAGCUCGAAAGGCAGCGCCGCUGCCAGCAGCACAGAAGUAAGGGUGGCAUGGCAUGGUAUUGUCACCCUUGCUUCUGCACUGAUGCUGGUGAGGCUGCCUUCAAAUCGGUAUAAUGUUAACUCUAAUAUCAGAAUUCUGGACACUUCAAGAGCAAAAUCCAUUUAUAAACAACAUUUUGUUCCAUGGCCGUGGAGUCCUUGCCCACACAGAGUGGUACUCUUCUCUGUGAGUAUUUCCAGUGCAGGUAAUUGCAAAGUAAGGUAAGUAUGAAUAAGCGUGGCAGAAUCUGGCCCUUGCAGAUAAAGAUGGAUAAACAGAACCUAUUCUAAUGCAUAUAUGCAGUCCUGUAGGUUACUACGUUACAGUAUGUAUGUAACAUGCAUUAGUUCAUUGUAGUAAUCUUGUCCAUUACAGAAGGGAAAUACUUCAGACUUUCUAAUGCUGCUUAUAUAUAGGAAAGAUAAUUUGGUUUAUAGCAGACUGCCAUUCCUGUGUAAUGACAUUCUGCUUCGAUGUGUGUUCUAAACAUUUUGCAACUGUAAAAAUUUUAUCUGAAUAUAUUUUAUUACUUUUACAAAGUUUUUAUAUUUCUAUAGUGUCAAACCUGGAGGGAUAUCUUAAGUAUAUUUUAAUUUAAUACUGUGUUUUUGUGCUUUCUGUUGGUGUUUAUGCAGAAUACAGUACAUUAUGAAAACUA